GUAUAACUUGUGAGCUUGUCAAACCAUUUCCGCCUAAACUCAUUUGCAGUGGAGACAUUAAAGCGCCACAGGUCGCCCUGUUACUAGCUGGAUCCAAUGCAGGCGGUAACAGCAGAUUCAAGGAUGCCAGAUCCCAUCCCAGAAAACCUUGGCACUGCUGAAGGCCUCAAGAGAAGCCCCCUAAAGGUGGAGGUUCUUGAGGAAUUUGCCCAUAACAUGGCAGACAACAUAAUUCACUCACUGAUAAGUCAAAUGGACAUGCUGGAACUGGAGGGUUCCACUUCUAAUCAAGACCAGGAGAUGUUAGCUGAAGAGCUAGCGUCAGCAGUGAUUGAGAUUGCCCUGAGGGAAGUGUGUGGAGGUCAAAAUGCUGAUGAUCAUUUCGAGGGGUCUUUUGCAGGCAAAUCUGUAAAAGAAAAAUAUUCACUGGGCACACAGGUGGAUCCAGUUAAAGAAUGCCAGACUUCCAGAGAUGCCCAGUUCUUCCACCCUCCUCUCUCCCAGUCAGGGCUUCCCUUAGUGGGAUCACUUGACUACCCCGAUGCCCCUCCAACUACCCCUCUCAUCCCUGAGCUUGAGAGGAGCAGGCACAGCUUUGCCCGAAAGCUGAAAGGAGGCCUGGCACAGGUUUUCCUGCCUUCGCCUCCUCCGCCAACUCCUAAGGACAAAGAGGACAACUUGGACGAAGCUGCCAGCGACCCUCAGAUGGAGUUAAUGGAGCAUCUGAUGCAUUCACUGUCCACAGAUGGUUUAGCAAGGGACAAAUUUGAUGGAGGACCUCACCAUAGAGCAAGUACGGAAGCGUUUGCAGAGGCUCUGUCAUGUGAUAUCAUAGACUGGGUUUUGAAUAACAAAAUCAGUGAGCAGAUAGCAGACCAUAGAGAUCUUCAUCUACUAGCUCAAGAACUGGCUGGUACCAUUAUCACUUCCUCCCUUGAUAAAGCUAAAACGCUUGUCUAGCAGUUUGAUAUGAUCAAUUGGUUCACAUCUGCCAGACUGAUGUGGUUUACUGUAAUAAGACUGGUUUGUUGUUUUGACAUUAUUUUUCUAGUCGUCUUUAGUAAACCCAACUAGCUUUUAUACAUGUGCUACUUUAUGAUUAUACACAAUUUAAUUGAAAUUUAUGAAGUUGCAUUUUAGAUAUUUAUUUAUGAAUAUGAACUAUGUCGCAAUGGCAAUAACUGUUUAUGUCCUUUAGAUGGCAGCACAGGAGAGAGCUUCCUGCAUGUUUACACCAUGAGGUCAGCAAGGUUAAAAUAUAUGGGUGCAUAACAGCUGGGGUUAAUUCAGUUUUCCAUCACGGAAAAACUAUUUGUCAUAUAUUAGAAUGUGAAUUCGUGGAAGCCUUAACUUUGAUUUGUCUGUGUCCAUAACUCAAACCAUAGAAUAAAGACUAAAUCCAUUGUGAGCUGAUGUAUCUAUAACUACACGCAAAGCUGCACUGUACAUGAACCUGUAUGACACCACUUUAUAAUUAAUCCUAGGAAGUUGAUUGGUUAGCUCUCUCUUUGUAAUCAACCUCGCAAUUUUUAUUGUUGCAGUGUGAUUCAUUCCUCCCCUAGACUGAACAGAAUUUGGCAUUUGGGAUGAAUUUGUGUUUUGGCUCGAAGAGCACUCCUUUUCAUAGUCGCUUUACUUGUUGAGGUCAGAUCCGGAAGAAGAGGGAGACACGGUUCUUAACUAAACAGUGAUGUGAUCCUGAAAAGAAAUAAAAUCCCUGCCAAAUUCACAGGGAAAAGAGCUUUGCUGAACUUUUACCGAGCAGUUUUGAAUGAAGAGUUUUAUUGUUCUUCUUAGUCAUCACAUUUUCUGUUGCACACACACAAAAAAAAAAAAAAAAAAGCUCAGCUAGACACAAGAUUUGGGGUGCACACGAAAAAAUUUUUAAGAAAGUGAAGCGGGAGUGAAGUGAGUGGGAGAAAAACAAUCCUCUGUGACUAAGCUCGGUGGAUUCCAGAAUAGUGAUUUUGAUGCUUUGUGCGGCGUCUCAGAUCACUGUCAUCUUGGCAGUGCCUGAUGACAUCAUCAUUCGUCUGUUCAACAACAGAGGCCUGGCUAAUACCAGUGUGGAGGGUAUGAGCACAAGAGAAGAGAUAAAAUGACAUAAAAAGGGACUUAACCACUGAAAUUAUCUGGUUGAAACUUCAUGACCUCAGUUUUACUUUCACUGAAAUUUUAAAAGUAAAACAUGAGACCAUCCAGUUGUUAAUGUUCUUCAGACAGACCCAGGAGUGGUUUAAGGGAGCAAGAAUCAUUCGCUUUCAGUGUCAGAUAAAGUUGUGUAUUGUCUGCAUAAAAAUGGAAUGAGGUACUGCUUUUUCUAAGAAUGUGGACUAAUGGGAGUAUGUACAGCGAAAAUAAAGAUCGACUUGACAAUAGAUCCCUGGGGGACUCCACAUGGCAGAUGCUGACAGAGAAACUCCUGUCGGAUAGGUAGGACCUGAACCACUACUGAGCCUGUAAUGCUCACACAGUGCUCCAAAUGAGUUAAAAGGAUCCUGUGACCCACAGUGGCAAAAGCAUCAGUGAAUCCAGUCUAAGGAAUAAAA
This is a messenger RNA of Mugil cephalus (flathead mullet), 2549 nucleotides long. RefSeq lists its product as uncharacterized. The record is from RefSeq and is a predicted model, not a curated record. The transcript is spliced from 2 exons. Lineage: Eukaryota; Metazoa; Chordata; Actinopteri; Mugiliformes; Mugilidae. The coding region runs from base 97 to 960 and encodes 287 amino acids.